AGGUGGAGGCGGAAGGAGAAUCUUGGAAGAGGAGGGAAGGGAGGAGGAGCGAGGAAGAGGGGUAAGGUUGAGACAGGAGCCUCGGGGUAUCCCUCUUCGCAUCCAGGCCAUGGAUUUGUGCCUCUCCACAGCGGUUUGUCAUCUGAGUUCUGGAUGUAGAAUGCUUAUCAGAAGAACUGAUUUGCAAAAGGACAGUCUGACUUCUAGUGUUCUCUGCUCAGCUUCAAAAAAACGUGGUUUUGGGAAUGAUACUACGAAGAAAGAAAAGAGCAAGAAUGCGAAGAAUCUGAAGGAGAGCAGUCAUUCUACAUCUGAAACAAGAAAUUCUGCAUCUGGAGAGCUCAAGACAAGAAGCCAAAAGGCACCUCAAUUAACAAGCGGUACUAGUCGAAAUUCGAGCAAUGCUGUUUUAGAUCAGCAAUUUUUGGAGAAGGUAGAAGCAGUAAGAAGGUCUGCACUUGAGCAGAAAAAAGCUGAGGAGAACAAAAAUUACCAAGCAAUAGACUAUGAUCCAUCCAUUGAACCAGAACAAAAUACAAUUGGAUUGGGCACCAAGGUGGGUGUUGGGGCAGCUGUUUUGGUUUUUGGACUGGUUUUUGCUUUUGGAGACUUUCUUCCAUAUGGAAGUGUUAGCCCUAGUGAAGAUGCUUCUACAAUUGGGAAAACACUCACAGAAGAAGAGAAAUCAACAUUUAAGACCAAGCUUGAAGAGUACAAGGAAAUACUUAGCAAAUCACCUGAAGAUCCUACAGCUCUGGAGGGAGCUGUGGUUACUAUGGAAGAAUUAGGAGAUUAUGAGCAAGCAUCAUCUCUUCUUGAGAAAUUGACCAAGGAAAGGCCUAAUAAUGCUGAUGUCUAUCGUUUACUGGGAGAUGUAAAGUUUGAGCUCAAGGAUUAUGAUGGAAGUGCUUCAGCGUACAAGAACUCUUUAUCUGCUUCUGGUAUCAUUGACUUCGAAGUUCUUCGUGGGCUUACAAACUCAUUGCUGGCUGCCAAGAAACCUGGCACGGCAGUUCAAGAACUUUUGAAGUACCGGGAACAAUUGAAUGAAAAGUACUUGAGAAGUUCUAAUGUGUCUGUGGAUGGAAAAGUUAACCUUGACAAAGAAAAUCUUAAUGCUGAUCCAAUUCAAGUUGAUUUGCUUUUGGGAAAGGCUUAUUCUGAUUGGGGUCGCGUGAGUGAUGCUGUGGUUGUUUACGAUCAGCUCAUUUCCAAGCAUCCUGAUGACUUUCGAGGUUACUUGGCAAAGGGAAUCAUAUUGAAAGAAAAUGGUAGUGUUGGUGAUGCAGAAAGGAUGUUUAUACAAGCAAGAUUCUUUGCACCUGAGAAGGUAAAGGCGCUCGUGGAUCGUUAUUCAGGAAAGUGAGUCUACCCAGAGGAGGUUCGUCUUCUUCUAUUGCUGGUGGCAGUGACAUUUGCUAUCUGGAGCUACAUUAAUGGUGGUAUAAUCUAAAUGCUUAACCUGGUUCGAGCCUCUGUAUAGGUUCCUGUGCUUGAUUAACAGUACAGCAUUCGCCUUGGUUCUUCAGGAUGUUGAUGGUCAGUGUUGUGUUCAGCGAUCUGCCUACAAAAGACCUCAUGUCAUAAGAAAACCAACCAUAGUUGCCCAUGUACAACGGGAAAUCUUGAAAUUGGAUCUCACGGAUUUCUUCAACUGUUUUGUCGGCGGUUUUGUUGAAUCAAAAGAUCAAACAAAAGGUCUCCGAUAUGAUCUCAGGUUGGAUAUAAACGAGAUCUGUUUGUAAUCGUAAAUUUUGUUGUAACUAAAUUUGUAUAGGUUUUUAUGUUUUUUUGUCCUUCUCUCA
This is a messenger RNA of Musa acuminata subsp. malaccensis (wild Malaysian banana), 1805 nucleotides long. RefSeq lists its product as uncharacterized. Gene Ontology annotation, cellular component: chloroplast thylakoid membrane. NCBI's taxonomy places the organism in Eukaryota, Viridiplantae, Streptophyta, Magnoliopsida, Zingiberales, Musaceae. The record is from RefSeq and is a predicted model, not a curated record. Gene Ontology annotation, molecular function: protein binding.